AUGACGGCCUUAGUGAGACACAUUCGAGUACAUACAAAGGAGAAACCAUAUAUCUGUGACAUUUGCAAAAAUGCCUUCUCUCAAAGAGGUUCUUUAGUAAGUCACAUGAGAAGACAUACAAAGGAGAAACCAUAUAACUGUGAGAUAUGCAACAAGGACUUUUCAGAGAGAUCAGCCUUAGUUACACACAGGAGAGUACAUACAAAGGAGAAACGAUAUACCUGUGACAUUUGCAAAAAAGCCUUCUCUCGGAAAUAUGAUAUAGUAGUGCAUAUGAGAGUACAUACAAAGGAGAAACCAAAUAUCUGUGACAUUUGCAAAAAAUCCUUCUCUUAUAUAGGUUCUCUGGUAGUGCACAUGAGAGUACACACAAAGGAGAAACCAUAUAUCUGUGAGAUUUGCACAAAAGCCUUCUCUCAGAAAUGGCAUCCAAUAAGACACAUGAGAGAGAAACCAUGUAUCUGUGACAUUUGCAAAAAAGUUUUCUCUGAGAAAGGUUCUCUGGUGAGGCAUUUGAGGAUACAUGCAAAGGAGAAACCAUAUAGCAGUGAGAUUUGCAAUGAAGACUUCUCAGAUAAGUCUUAG
Penaeus vannamei (Pacific white shrimp) is the source of this 585-nucleotide messenger RNA. NCBI's taxonomy places the organism in Eukaryota, Metazoa, Arthropoda, Malacostraca, Decapoda, Penaeidae. The record is from RefSeq and is a predicted model, not a curated record.